Harpia harpyja (harpy eagle) is the source of this 3942-nucleotide messenger RNA. RefSeq names its product macrophage immunometabolism regulator (gene MACIR). Bases 1589 to 2212 code for a protein of 207 amino acids. Gene Ontology annotation, biological process: negative regulation of fibroblast migration; negative regulation of cytokine production involved in inflammatory response. NCBI's taxonomy places the organism in Eukaryota, Metazoa, Chordata, Aves, Accipitriformes, Accipitridae. The transcript is spliced from 2 exons. The record is from RefSeq and is a predicted model, not a curated record.
AGCAUGUCGAAGCCAUAUGGCAGCUUGAGUUAACUCACAUUAAAAUUGUUGGGAAAGAACAGCUGAACACCUAGAUGCUGAGUUUGGAUGCUCUGCCUGUGGAGCUGGCCAGCCAUUCCUCUCACCAGCUAGCAGUGCUGUUGCCUUGAGCUUCUGAUGUUUAUGGCACCAGCUUCUGAUGCUACUGUUGCUUUUGAGUGUCUGUCGGAUUUCUUGUUUUUAGGGCUGUUCUUCACAGUGGAGCACAGAAAUGGAAGUUCUGUGGCUUCAAGCUGAAGUACUAGGCUGGAGCUUGCUGACUUGAAGGCUUUUCUGCUCUGAUUUUCCUUUGUACUGUUUUUGGCCAGUAAGGGGUAAUUGUUUGGCAGUGAACUCCUGCCUCUUUCGGCCCUGCUUGUAGUUAUUCUUCAGAGUUGAUUGCUUUUUGUUACCAGGGCACAUGCCCAUGUUUCAAGCAGAAAUAAAUUAAUUUUAAAAGCUGUGUCCUGAGAAGAGCCCUGUGUUCUGAGAAAAGCCUUUGUGUUGCUUUCAAGUUUUUAAGGUUUUCUUUACUCAAAAAGUGCAUGAAGACAUCUCUUCCUCCCUCCCUUUCCUUAGGGCACGUAUUGUUGUGGCAAGUGAUUGUUGGUUUGGGGUUUUUAUUGUUGUUGCUGUUUAUAUGUGAUUAGAUAAUAAGAUUCAUUUCUAACCUUGCUGUAUGACUAUUUUAUUUAUACUUUUUUGAGCACUUGUAAUUUUUCUAGCAACAUUUCAGCUUUUUAACAGAAUAGGUUUAGUCUUUAUAGAAGAUUACUGGAAAGAUUUCUGAACUGCAGGGUAAAAAUAUGGAAUUAAAAGAACAGGAACAGUUAAAUAUUUAGGUUUCUUGGCUAAAACCACAGGGUAGCAAAAAGUUUUAAUGCAAAAUUUUUCUGUGCUAUGCCUCCAGAAACCAUGGUUCCUGAUGGUGGAGGAACUAUAAUUUCUGCUUAAGGAAUUGUCAUUAAUAUCUUUGACUCAGUGGCUGAAACCUUACCGUAUUAAUUCUCAUACAGUGCUAAAGUAGGAAACAACAACUGCUUCUGCUAUUCUGAAAGUUUUAAUUGACUCCAUAAAUAUAUUUCAAAGUCAAUUAAAUACAAUGGGCAACAUUCUCAAGUUUUAUGGGGAUGGUUUUUUAGGGAAAAAUUUUGGUGUUUGGUUUGCUUCAGUAUUCUAAUUCUUUAUUUAGCUUUUGCUGUAUUACCUGUAUUGUUAAACUCAAAAUGCUUAAAAGCUGACUGGAUGAAGUGUAUCUUUGUAUCUGUAAAAGCAAUGCUACACAGAACUGGUAAUGAAGAAUCCCAAGUAGACCAUGAUUGUGAGAAUGGAAGAAGGACCUUUAAGACUAAAGGAACUUUAUUAAUAGUCUCUCCAUAACAGAAGUUCAUCAGUGGCAAAUAAAAUCCUCUUCAGCAAAACUAUGGGGAUUUUGUUUGCUGCUAGUUUAUUAGCAUAGGGAGCAGCAGGUUGAUUUGAGGCUAAGCAGGGAAGCAGAGAUGGGAACAUUACUUAAACUGCUCCUUCCCAGUCCCUGAACAGAAACAAGGAGGAUAGCAUUGUGUUUAAAAUGGAAGUUGACAUAAACGGAGAGUCCAGAACUACCCUAUCCACCCUCCCUGUGCCUCUUGCAGAGGUGAGUCCUGCAGGCAGGAUGGAAGCAGAGAAGCCCCGCUGUUCCAGUACCCCCUGCUCACCAAUGCGACGGACGGUUGCGGGAUAUCAGAUCCUUCACAUGGAUUCUAACUACCUGGUUGGCUUCACGACUGGAGAGGAGCUGCUAAAAUUAGCCCAGAAGUGUACAGGAAGUGAAGAAAAUAAAGGGGAAUCUGGGCCGAACAUGCGCUCCAGACAGCUUGAUUCAGGACUUACACGUUCUUCCCGUUUGUACAAAACUAGAAGUAGGUACUAUCAGCCAUAUGAGAUCCCAGCAGUAAAUGGAAGGAGGAGAAGACGGAUGCCUAGCUCAGGGGAUAAAUGCACUAAGGCUUUACCAUAUGAACCUUACAAGGCACUUCAUGGUCCCCUGCCUUUUUGCCUUUUAAAAGGUAAAAGGGCUCAUUCGAAAUCCCUGGACUACCUCAAUUUAGACAAAAUGAGCAUUAAGGAACCUGCUGACACAGAAGUGCUACAAUACCAGCUCCAACACCUUACCCUUAGAGGGGACCGUAUGUUUACAAGAAAUAACACAUGAGCUAUCAUCUCGAAUUUAGAACCAAUUUCUGAUUAUUUCUCUGUUGCUGCAAAAAUCCACUGUUGUAGUGUGCCCAUGACUGUCCACAUGUUGUAUCAGCUAAGUGUUACCAGAAAGUAAUUUAUUUGAAUAGAAUCUUGGCAAUGCAAUGUGUUACAAAUACUUAGAGGGAGAAAUCUUUCCUGAGCAAGCAGCUUCUGAUGCAAAUUUGACUGCAACUGGUGGAUAUUUCUUUGGACACCUUUAACAAAAAAAUAGCUUUUGAGUUUGGGGGGUGGGAUUUUUUUUUUUUUGUACAGUUAGAUCUAGUAUUUACAGUAAUUUAACACCAAAAAAUCAGUGACGUCUGCUUGGUUGUUGCUAAUUUUGGCUUGAUGUUAGAAACUGCUCUUGGAUAAGUACUCAAGUUUAGGAGGUUUUUGGUUUUACUUUUUGUUCCUGUAUUCUACAGUAAAAAGUAUGUAUUAUUUUUUUACAUCAUGGAGAGGGAAGUGAGCUUGGCUAAAUUGGAUCACUUGCUAUUUAAACAAUCCAGUUCAAACAUUUUCAAGUUACUCUUGCACUGGUGAGAUUCACUCAUAAAACAAACCUUUGCUACUUGAAUCCUAUUAAAUUAUUUUUUAGUUUCUGCAUGGAAGUAAUUGUUCUGCCUCCUCUGUUCUAUAAAACUUGUUCAGGAUAAGUAUUUGGGUUAUUAAAAACAAAGCUUUUGGGGAGUGAAGACUUUUUUUGUUGUUGUUGUUAGUGAGAUUUAUUUUUUACAUUGUCUUGACACACAAACAAGGAUUCACUGCAUAUUCCAGUAAAUACACAGGAGUGACUGCAUUGGUAUGUCAGUAACGGUUUUGAUUUGAUUUUAAUUCAUUAUUUCUGUAUCAUGUAUAGUAAUGGAAGGUGUCAAAUAACUUCAGCAUUGCUUUGGAAAUUCAAUUGAUUUGAGGCACUGAACACUUGAGGUCUGGAAGACUGAUUUUUUUUGAGUGCAAGUGAAGUAUUUCUGCAUCAGCAUUGAGGAGAUGAUCCUGGAUUAUUCAACAGAGUAGUUUGAAUACACUGGCUUACUUUUGUUACUUAAGGAUUUUUUUAUCCGAACAUGACAUCAGAUGCAGUUUUGACAGCUGUAUUCCUAGAUAUAUUUAAAACACUGUAGUAACUUAUGUUUAAAAAUGAAAAAUAGUUUUCAGACUUUUUGGUUUUUUAGGUGCAAUCUCUUAUUGAAGCAGCGUGCAGCUUGGUUUCGGUUGAUGACCUCUGCAGAAGAAGUUAAAUAAGAUCACAUUGUUUUGAAACAAAUUAUUUGAUCAGUUUUUCUGGUAGAAUUAAGGGGGUUUUUGUUUGUUUAUUGCACAGAACGAAUAGAAAGCACUAGUUAGUGCAUGCGCUGUGGAAAAUGAAUGGUUCUUCUCAUUCUGUACUUACACCACAGUUGUAAGUGAAGGCAACCCUGUAGUCUGCAUUUUGCUGGUUUGAUUAUCUUUUUUUAGGUUUAUUAGAAUCUCUGCAACAAACUGAUGUGUAUUUUUAAAAGUUAACUACACCUGUGUAAAUUUAAUGUAUUGAACAAUGAUAUUGAAAGUAAAAUGUUCCUAUAUAGUCUUUAGUUUGAAAAACAGAAUAUGGUCAGAUGCCAAAGAGAUGGGGGUUUUGUUUAAGGAAUAAACACCACUGUUUACUGAAAUACCCUAUGACACUGUAUUUCUGGCUGAAAAAUAAAAAGGGUGGUAUAAACA